ACCAAAAAGCAUAGCCGUUCGGCCAUUCGGAACCAGAUAAAGGAGCGAAAUCCUGAAAAGAUGUUGAAGAGAAAUUGAAGAAGAGAAAGCGGGUCUCCCUCCUGCAAAAGAAGAGAUUGCUGCAGUUCAGUAGAAUGAAGAUUAUGUAAGUGUUGGUUGAAGGAGAAGAAGAUGGCUGCCAAGAUAUGCUUCCCAAAUAUUUCCAAAACACUGCAGAAACUUGAUGAUCAAUAUAAACUGCUACCCAGGUGUCAAUCCAUCUCACAAUGUGAACAAGUUAUAUCAAGCCGUCGGAAUGUCAUGAUUUCUGCAACUCCAUCAUUGGUCAUUAUUCUGGCCAUUAACAGCAGUAGCUUGAUGCCAUUACCAGUUUGGGCUGAGGAAAAGUCGAACAGCAAGGAGAAAGAGGAUGAAGGAGUCCUUGGCACCGUUAAAUCACUGUUUGAUCCUAACGAGAAAACAAAAUCUGGAAAAUUGUUGCAGGCAUACUUGAAGUCAGCGAGAGAAGUUGUAAAGACAUUGCGUGAAUCAUUAAAGGAAGAUCCCAAGGACCUAACUAAGUUUAGGAGAACAGCAGAUGCUGCAAAGGAAUCCAUUCGAGAUUAUUUAAGCAAUUGGAAGGGACAACAGGCAGUGAUCAGUGAAGAAUCAUACGUUGAACUUGAAAAAGCAAUCAGAUCUUUGGCCAGCUUUUACUCCAAGGCAGGGCCUUCUGCCAUUCUUCCUGAGGAGGUUAAGUCGGAAAUAUUGAAGGAUCUGGAUACAGCUGAAGACUAUUUGUGAAUCUGAUCAGGGGGCACCAGUUGAUAAUCUUCAUCAGUUUGGACCACCAAAUAACAGGAUGUCAAAUCCAGGCUAAUUUACUUAAGUGUGGUUUGUUACCUAGUUGAAGUGCAUCGUAAUUGAGUCUGUAUAUCCAGCUGUAGCAAAAUAAAGUGGAGUACAUUGUAUUCUUUGCAAUAGUAUUUAUGUGAAAACAAGUAUCUACCUUAUCUUGUAAUAGAACUUUGUACAACCAUAAGAACCCAAUAACAGUAGAAAAUUUGAAUGA
Molecule: messenger RNA, 1051 nt
Organism: Carica papaya (papaya)
Lineage: Eukaryota; Viridiplantae; Streptophyta; Magnoliopsida; Brassicales; Caricaceae
Gene: LPA19
Product: photosystem II 11 kDa protein-like protein
Biological process (GO): photosystem II assembly; photosystem II repair
Cellular component (GO): photosystem II; chloroplast thylakoid lumen
Source: RefSeq, a predicted model, not a curated record